AGUGUGCUAACGAACUGUUCCUUCUCACACUCUUGGCGAGGCGCAAAAUAAGUGACGAAUUGAAGCAUCAGCCACAUUUAUCCAUCGACCGUCCGAGAAUAAACACUUCUUUACUGCUCUCGAAUUCUGCCCAGCAUCACACCCUCCCAGCGAUAAGAUGUAUACACACGUAGCGGUUCAUCGAUCGCACAUCGAGAUGGCCGAUACGAAUCAAGCCAACGGUAGUGACGUCGUCGAUAACGUGAGCGUCGAGGUAGCGGAAAUGGCACUAGAACCGAAGGAAUCCACCAAAACGGCAGAAGCUGCGGCACCAAAAACACCGGAACCAGGCAGUGCUAGCGCAGGAACCAAUGGAACAGCAAAGCCCAGUCCGGCAGCUUCCAGUGCCGCGUUCAAGGAGCAGUUCAAGGCGUUCUCCAAGUUCGGUGACACAAAAUCGGACGGCAAGCACUUGACGCUGUCGCAGAGUGAUAAAUGGAUGAAGCAGGCCAAGGUUAUCGAUAAAAAGAUAACGACCACCGAUACGGGCAUCCACUUCAAGAAGCUCAAAUCGAUGAAGCUCACUUUCGAAGAUUACAGCAAAUUCCUGGACGAUCUGGCGAAAACCAAGAAGGUGGAGCUGGAGGAAAUCAAAAGCAAAAUGGCCAACUGCGGUGCACCGGGAGUGCAUAAUGCAACGCCCGGCAAGGCAGCCGAAACAGUUGCACGCCUUACGGACACUUCCAAGUACACCGGCUCGCACAAGCAACGGUUCGAUGAUAGUGGCAAGGGUAAGGGUAUAGCGGGUCGCAAGGAUAUGGUUGACCAGUCCGGUUACGUUUCGGGAUAUGGCCACAAGAAUACCUAUGAUAAAACUCACUAAACAUCGGAUUGUUGCUCUACUGCUGCUGGUGGUAGCCAUUUGAAAGCAUUGCGAGGCGAGAAGCGAGUUACCCCAUGCUAGGUACUACACUGUAAGCGCCCGUUUUUUCCGUGCCGUGAUUAAAGUUCAAAUCCUAAAUGAAGAUAAUCAAAAACCCGUAGAAAGCUGCAUGCAUCGCUGCAUCGUUAGGGAUCCGUUUUGAACUUGAUUGCGCCAUGACUCGAUCUUCGUCAUCAUGUUAUCUUCGUUUCGGAUGUUGACGUACUGACGGCUGAUGUAAGACGCAUCGUUUGUCUAGUCCCUUUGGUUUUUAUAGGAUAAGUACAAGCCAUUCUCAUGAGGCAGAGCCAAGGGGAACACGUUCUGGUUCUGUGUUAACGUUUUUUUCUUACUCUUUCAUUGAUCAAAUGAAACGAAAAUGUUUAAAUAGUUUUACAAUUGGUACAUUUCAUUGAUGAAAUUGUUAAAUUUUAACCCGUUUUAUGUAAAGCAUGUUAAAUUUGAAUCAAUAAGUACACAGGCAUUAAUAAGACCAAUCAAUCGAUUCAAACACAUAUGUUCUUCCCCACAGAGCAUCCUUCCGUGGAUCAUUAAAGAAAAUUCGUCUUCUAACAAGUACAACCUGACGUUUUUUCCGUUUUUUAUAAGAUAAGAUUCUCGUCGCGCGGACACCAUGAUAGAAUGCUUCUUUAGCUUUGAGAUUUUGUUUUCGAGAAUAAUUCAAAUGAUUAAGCUAUAGCCCGCACCCGAUCAGAACGGGAAGUUCCGAGUUUUGUACCGAUAUUUAAUGGUGUCACCGUACUGCGCGUACUACUUCGAACCUAUAUAUAUAUAUACAUACAUAUACAUUGAGUAUUUAAUAAAGACAUAAAAAAAAUCGGAAAACAGA
Molecule: messenger RNA, 1751 nt
Organism: Anopheles aquasalis
Lineage: Eukaryota; Metazoa; Arthropoda; Insecta; Diptera; Culicidae
Gene: ringer
Product: tubulin polymerization-promoting protein ringmaker
Biological process (GO): microtubule polymerization; microtubule bundle formation; positive regulation of protein polymerization
Cellular component (GO): microtubule
Molecular function (GO): tubulin binding
Source: RefSeq, a predicted model, not a curated record